UGAAUGGUCCCAAGCACUUCAGAAGACGUCAAGAACUUCCUGUCAGUCGUGAUGUUGACGAGCCUCUAUUUAUUCUCCUCCACCUUCCCUCCUCAUCUUCCACAAGCACAUGCAUUUUCCUCGGCGACGUUCUCUCCUUUUCCAAAAAGGGCAAAAAGAGAUGGUUUCUCUAGGAUUCCUGGCGGUCGGCUUGCUCUUGCAAUUCGUGCCGGUGUCCCUCGCAUACGGAUAUUACGGCGGGUGGACGAAUGCUCAUGCCACCUUCUAUGGAGGAAGCGAUGCUUCUGGAACAAUGGGAGGAGCUUGUGGGUACGGGAACUUGUACAGCCAAGGGUACGGCACAAACACAGCUGCACUAAGCACUGCACUGUUCAACAAUGGGUUGAGCUGCGGCGCGUGCUUUGAGCUCCGGUGCGCGAACGACCCGCAAUGGUGCCUCCCGGGCUCCAUUGUGGUCACGGCAACCAACUUCUGCCCUCCGGGAGGGUGGUGCGACCCUCCUCAACACCACUUCGACCUCUCCCAGCCAGUCUUCCAGCACAUCGCGCAGUACAGGGCCGGGAUCGUUCCCGUGGUCUACCGAAGAGUGAGGUGCAGGAGAAGCGGAGGGAUCCGGUUCACCGUCAACGGCCACUCUUACUUCAACCUCGUGCUUGUAACCAAUGUUGGCGGAGCUGGGGACGUGCACUCCGUGUCCAUCAAAGGAUCGAGGACCCGGUGGCAACCCAUGUCGAGAAAUUGGGGACAGAACUGGCAAAGCAACUCUUACCUCAACGGACAGAGCCUCUCUUUUCUAGUCACCGCCAGCGACGGCCGGAGCGUCGUGUCCUACAAUGUCGCCCCCUCUAGUUGGUCCUUUGGCCAGACUUAUUCUGGAGGCCAAUUCCGAUACUAAGUAUCGAACCCGUGUGCACAACUUAUUACUAGCAGAAGUUGUGCACUACAUUUUUAGUUCGAAAAUCCAACUUGGAUUUCUAUGCUCUUUUCUUUUUUUCCUGCGGCCCGUCGGUGAUCGUUUCGAACCGAGCACGAAUUCGAUCAGCAAGUUGAAGUUGAAAGACUGAAUGAAGUCUCUAAGGAAUUGGUGAUUGAAUCAUUGUAGGGUUAGUAUACAUGUGAGGGAAAGUCCUGGUCAAGUGCUUUUUUUUGCUUGCUGAGUUUAGGCUGCUUCUGUAAUCCAAAAUGUCCUGCUGAAUGGAUAAAAGCCCUCAUGGUUUUAUUGGG
Messenger RNA from Rhodamnia argentea, 1224 nucleotides. Its product is annotated as expansin-A10-like. Gene Ontology annotation, cellular component: extracellular region. Bases 110 to 895 code for a protein of 261 amino acids. The transcript is spliced from 4 exons. Gene Ontology annotation, biological process: plant-type cell wall organization. The record is from RefSeq and is a predicted model, not a curated record. NCBI's taxonomy places the organism in Eukaryota, Viridiplantae, Streptophyta, Magnoliopsida, Myrtales, Myrtaceae.